AUGGCUUUAAGAGCACUACUCUUCUUGAUCCUUUUAAUGGCUAUCCUUGGUACCGCUAAACCACCUCUCGUGUCUACUAUUGCCCGCCUGGGCCAGGAGCAGAAGGUUGAUUGGCCCCAGAUUGAGUAUGAUCACGCUGUCCAGGCCUGCACCGUCCUCACAAUCAACGGCCAGGCGGAGGCUAUCCAGGCUAUAUUCAAUGACUUUGAGACUCAAGACGACGUAUGGUCUACCGAGUUCUCCCAAUAUGCCAUCAUCCAAGUAAUUGGCAAUGAUCAUGCUGCGCUCGCCAAAACCCAUGAAAGCUUACGCUUACGAGGCGUCAAAGUUGUUCACUUCGCCAUCCUCCCUUCCGACUCGGCUCCAUUACCUCAAGGUCCUUACUUUCUCCACCAUGGUCACCUCCACCAAGCGUAUCGUUUGUACCCCGACCAUGCCGGUGCGUUUAUCGUUUCAACAGUACCUGACGGGAAUGAUGGGUUUCGGUCUCUCGACGCGGCUGUAUACGGUGAACAGUUUCCGGGCGCUCUCACAGUCGCUGCGCCUUCCCGAUUAUAUUACUCCAAGACCGACGAGAAGCCGUUUUCUGGAAUUAGGAUUGCUGUCAAAGACAUAAUUGAUCUGAAGGGACUUAAAACAGGUGCUUCUUCUCGAGCAUUCACCGCGCUCUAUCCUGUAAAGGAAGAAACCGCCGAAACUGUCCAGCACCUUCUGGACUUAGGAUUUGUAAUUGUUGGGAAAUUGAAGAGUACCCAGUUUGCUGACUCGGAGUGGCCAACCUGUGACUACGUUGAUUAUCACGGCCCAUUUAACCCUCGCGGGGAUGGUUAUCUGACACCCAGUGGUAGCAGCUCAGGUAGCGCCUCUGCCGUUGCCACAUAUCCCUGGCUAGAUUUUGCUCUAGGAACGGAUACUCUUGGGAGUAUCAGGUCACCUGCUGCCGCACAAGGAAUUUUCUCCAUGAGACCUACGACCGGGGUGACAAGCUCAAAAGGUCUCGUGCCCUACAGUCCAAAGUGGGAUACAAUUGGUGGGUUUUCCCGCACAGCAGCGGAGUAUGUGACUCUCGCACAGGCUUUGUAUGGGUCGAAUGAAACAUACCAUAAAGCUUUCAAGAAUCCAACUAAACUCAUUUGCCCAACGGAUUACUGGCCGGUUAAAGAUGAGCCGAGUCAGAAGCUUUUUGAAGCAUUCAUUACUAAAGUGGAAGACUUCUUGGAAGUGACAUGCACCAGAAUUAGUCUUGCGGAUUUGUGGAACGAGAGUCGCCCGGCGGAUACUGAUGAAAGUAUAGAUCAAUAUCUCAAUCACGCUUUCGAGUGGUCUGCAAACCGUGAUCAGUGGCUGGGGCUACUGAAACCAUUUCUUCAAGACUACACAGACAAGAUGGGCAAGCCUCCUGUUCUUAAUCCUCAGGUACGAUUCAAAGUGGAUUACACUCCAAGUAUCACAGCAGAACAGCAAGAACUGGCCGAUAAGCAUCUCGAAACGUAUCGGAAAUGGUUUUAUGAGAAAGUAUUGCCGCCUUCAGAGGAUGGGUACUCAAGCUCUAUUAUGAUAUUACCUUGGACCACGGGAGAGCCAGCCUACCGAGACACGUAUAAAAGUGGCCCACAGCAGUUUACAGGAGAAGGCUUUUUCUUUUACAACGUGGGACCAUAUGCACAAAGCCCAGAGCUUAUCUUCCCAGUUGGAACUACGCCGUAUGUUUCCAAGUUCACUGGAAAUGUCGAACAGCUCCCCGCAGCUGCGGGUUUCAUUGCUGCCAAAGGGAGCGAUAUCAUGCUCGCUGAUUUCGUCAAGAAAAUAUUUGAUGAUAUAAAUUAUGACGCAAAACCGGCUACGACCAUUAUAGGCCAACCCUAUGAUGAGCUCUAA
Clonostachys rhizophaga is the source of this 1878-nucleotide messenger RNA. NCBI's taxonomy places the organism in Eukaryota, Fungi, Ascomycota, Sordariomycetes, Hypocreales, Bionectriaceae. The record is from the annotation of a GenBank genome assembly.